AUGGCGAUACAAACGAGCCUGGAGCAGCUCUUCGCUGAGCUGCUUGGAAUAUGGCACACCCAUAGAGUGUCUCUGCUUGUGGUCGCGGUUUCGCUUGCUCUGAUUGUGCGCCUUACAAGUCAGCGUCGCAAUGGCCGAGAGAAGGUGUCUGUCUCGCCUGCUCCGACCUCACCCGUCGAAGAGAAGAAGACCGUCGUGCUUAGACCUGAGUGGCUACCCGAAAACACCACAAUUGUUACCUCGAGCUUGAACGUGGAUAACCACGCGGAAGACGACACGAAAGUCGUAGCAUCAGCUGCGAAAGUGAAGAAGGGGCCCAAGACUGUGAAAGGUCAAAAGCGACCGAAGAAGGUCGCGAAGCCGGUCAUCGAUUACAACCACACGAGAGACAAGAUCCAACCCUUGAUCUUCUUCCAGUCUGUCACUGGCACCACCGAAAGACGUGCGGCACAAGUCGCAGAACUUCUCACCUCUUGGACGGCCGGCUGCGAACAGUCUGCCUCCUUUCUCCAGCCCCAGCUGCUCGACCUCUCGGACCUCGACUACGACGACUACUUCAUCAACGCACCCAAAGCCGAAGCGAACACAAAGUUCUUCUACCUGAUUCUCGCACCCACCUACAACAUCGACACGCUUCUAGAUGCUUUCAUCGAAAACCUCAGCGAAACACACCACGACUUCAGAAUCGACACGGCGUCGCUGGGCGGACUCGUUGGAUUCUCCGUGUUUGGUUUUGGGGACAAGGAAGGAUGGCCGUCAGAAGAGGAGGGCUUCUGCACACAGGCAAAGGAGGUGGACAAGUGGAUGGCCAGGCUGACGGGCAGGAAGCGUGCGUACCCACUAGGCAUGGGAGAUGUCAAGAGCGAUGCCGAGGAGCGCCUGACGGAGUGGCGGCUCGGUGUUCAGGAAGCGCUCGUCGAGAUUGCCGAGGGACGUGGUUUGGGCGAAGGCGUGCUCGGUAGUGGAGACGCUGUUGAGAGUGACGAGGAAGAGGUGGAAGACGAAGAGGGCAGCGAAGAGGCAGCACGCGUGGAUGAUGUUGAGGACCUAGGCGGCAUGGCCAAUGACACCGUCGCCCCCAUUCCAGUGGACUUUACGAACUACAAGAGCAAAGCCAAGGUCAACGCGCCCAGCGGACCCAAGGAGAUGGUUCCUACUACGUCCCCCACGCACGCGGCGCUCACGAAGCAGGGGUACUCGAUCAUCGGCAGCCACAGCGGUGUCAAGAUCUGCCGCUGGACCAAGUCAGCGCUGCGAGGACGGGGGUCGUGCUACAAAUACUCGUUCUACGGGAUUGCGUCGCAUCUGUGUAUGGAGGCAACGCCGUCGUUGUCGUGCUCGAACAAGUGCGUGUUCUGCUGGCGACACGGCACCAACCCUGUGGGCACUACCUGGCGAUGGGUCACGGACGCGCCUGAUGUCAUCUUCGACGGCAUCACGGCAGCGCAUUACAAGAAGAUCAAGAUGUUGAAGGGCGUGCCGGGGGUGCGAGCGGAGCGAUUUGCAGAGGCCAUGCGCAUUCGGCACUGUGCUCUGUCGCUGGUGGGCGAGCCCAUCUUCUACCCGCACAUCAACGAGCUUCUGGGCUUGAUGCACAAGAAGCGCAUCUCGACGUUCAUGGUGUGCAACGCGCAGCACCCUGCGCAGCUGGCUUCGCUGGUGCCUGUCACGCAACUCUACGUGUCCAUUGACGCAUCGAACAAGGAGUCACUGCGCAAGGUAGACAGGCCGCUGCACCGUGACUUCUGGGAGCGGUUCUGUGCGUGUCUGGACAUUCUGCGGGCGCGGCGGUUCGAGCAGCGCACCGUGUUCCGACUGACGCUGGUCAAGGGGUUCAACAUGGAGGAGGAAGUCAAGGGCUACGCCGACCUGGUUGAGCGGGCGCUCCCGUGCUUUGUAGAGGUCAAGGGAGUGACGUACUGCGGCACAAGCGCAGCGGGAUCCGCGGGGCUCACGAUGCAGAACGUGCCUUUCUACGAAGAGGUGGCGGAGUUUGUGACGCUUCUGGAGAAGGAGCUGAACUCGCGCGGACUGGUGUACGGGAUCGGAGCCGAGCACGCGCACUCGUGCUGCAUUCUGCUUGCGGACAGCCACCGGUUCCAGCGCAACGGCAGGUGGGCGACGAGAAUUGACUUUGAGCGCUUCUUCGACCUGUACGAGGGCAAGGUGCAGGGGACGAGGAUGCAGGAUGGCGAGGUGGUGGGGUGGAGGCCCGAGGACUACCUGGGGCCCGACACGCCCGAGUGGGCGCUCUGGGGCAACAAGGGCUUCGACCCGAGGGACCAGCGCGUGUAUCGCAAGGGCAAAGGGCCGAAGACGGAGGAUGAAGCCAAGGCUAGCCCGUUGAAGGUGGUGUCGAGGCGAGCAGCCUUUGAGUUUUGA
Messenger RNA from Ascochyta rabiei, 2382 nucleotides. Its product is annotated as tRNA 4-demethylwyosine synthase (AdoMet-dependent). The record is from RefSeq and is a predicted model, not a curated record. The transcript has 2 exons. Bases 1 to 2382 code for a protein of 793 amino acids. NCBI's taxonomy places the organism in Eukaryota, Fungi, Ascomycota, Dothideomycetes, Pleosporales, Didymellaceae. Gene Ontology annotation, biological process: wybutosine biosynthetic process. Gene Ontology annotation, molecular function: catalytic activity; 4 iron, 4 sulfur cluster binding; FMN binding.